This is a messenger RNA of Conger conger (European conger), 2781 nucleotides long. RefSeq names its product ecto-NOX disulfide-thiol exchanger 1 (gene enox1). Gene Ontology annotation, cellular component: external side of plasma membrane; plasma membrane. Gene Ontology annotation, biological process: ultradian rhythm. Gene Ontology annotation, molecular function: RNA binding; protein-disulfide reductase activity. Lineage: Eukaryota; Metazoa; Chordata; Actinopteri; Anguilliformes; Congridae. The transcript is spliced from 13 exons. Bases 145 to 1941 code for a protein of 598 amino acids. The record is from RefSeq and is a predicted model, not a curated record.
UGAUGGGAUCCGGCCUCUAACAGCGAGUCUCCUCUGCGCCCCCCCCCGCCCCCCCUCACCACCACACGCCACCGGCCCCCUCGCCAGUGGCCCUGGGAGAGCUAGGACCCUGAUGACAGCGGAGAGGAUUGUGGGAGACCUGCCAUGGCCAGCGCAGCGGACGGUUUAGGGAGUUUGGGAUCAGAGCAGACUCACCUGGCGCUGCCCGUAGGGGACUCUGGGUCCUGGGUCUCCACCAUGAACAGCCUGGGCCUCGUGCCCAUGAGCAUGGCCGGGCAGCCCCUCGUCUCAGAUCCCAUCUGCAUCCCGGGAUUUGACCCCAGCAUGGGAAUCCUCACUCCCAUCAACGGAAUGAUGCCGGGAAUCAGCCUGGUCCCGCCCCCUCCCAUGCCCCCGGAACUCCCGGUUGUCAAGGAGAUCAUUCACUGCGAGAGCUGCACCCUGUUCCCACAGAAUCCCAACCUACCUCCCCCCUCCACCCGGGACCGCCCCCCCGGGUGCAAGACGGUGUUCGUGGGGGGGCUCCCCGAGAAUGCCAGCGAGGAGAUUGUGCGCGAGGUGUUCGACCAGUGCGGUGACAUCAUCGCCAUCCGCAAGAGCAAGAAGAACUUCUGCCACGUCCGCUUCAGCGAGGAGUUCAUGGUGGACAAGGCCCUGUAUCUCUCUGGGUACCGCAUGCGGAUCGGCUCCAGCACGGAUAAGCGGGACUCGGGCCGGAUGCACGUGGACUUCGCUCAGGCGCGGGACGACCUGUACGAGUGGGAGUGCCGGCAGCGCCUGCUGGCCCGCGAGGAGAGGCACCGCCGGAAGGUCCAGCAGGACCGCCUGCGCCCGCCCUCGCCCCCUCCCAUCAUGCACUACUCCGAGCACGAGGCGGGGCUGCUGGCCGAGCGGCUGAAAGACGACGGAAAGUUCGCGGAGGCCACGGCGGUGCUGCUGACCUGGAUCGACCGCGGCGAGGUCAACCGCCGGACCGCCAACCACUUCUACUCCAUGGUGCAGUCGGCCAACGGGCACGUGCGCCGGCUGAUGGGGGAGAAGGCCCAGCACGAGGACGAGCUGGAGCUCGCCAAGGAGCACUUCAAGAGCGCCAUGCUCGCCCUGCUCAGGCAAUUCGAGCAGAUUACGGCCGUUUUCAACGCCUCCGCCAAGCAAAAGGCAUGGGACCAUUUCUCAAAAGCGCAGCGCAGGAACAUAGACAUGUGGAGAAAGCAGUGCGAGGAGCUGCGGAACGCUCACAGCGAGGAGGUCAUGGGCAUUCGGAGCGAGGAGGAGAUGGAGAUGUCCGACUCGGACUCGGACGAAAGCGCCCGCAAGAGAUCGCGUCCGGACGACGACACGGUGGUCCACGCUCUCAGGGAGCAGAAUGACAGUCUGCGCUGGCAGCUGGACGCGUACAGGAACGAGGUGGAGCUGCUGAGGCAGGAGCAGAGCAGGGGCCGCCCCGAGGAGAACCACAUGCAGGAGCAGCCUCUGCACCUCCUGCAGGAGAGAGUGUGCAGUAUGCAGCAGCAGCUACAGAGCCUCCAGGAGGAGGUGCGGAGGAAGGAGGAGGAGCUGGAGCGCGCCCGGGAGGAGAGCAGGAGUCUGGAGGGAGAGCUCCUCGCGCUGAGGGAGAAGGGGCUGAACGGAUACACGGCGCUCCUGGGGGCGGAUGGAGAGAGGAGGGGAGAGUCGGGGGUUCGAGGGGCUCUGCAGACUGAGAAAGAGGCCCUGCUGCUGGGGAUCGUGUCCACCUUCCUGCACGUGCACCCGUUCGGGGCGAACAUCGAGUACCUGUGGUCCUACAUCCAGAGACUGGACGCCCAGGUGUCGGCGGGCGAGCUGGAGCGGCUGAUGGUGCGGCUGCCGCGGAUGUUCCGGCAGGAGCUGAGCGGCGUGGGCGCCACGCUGGAGAAGCGCUGGAAGUUCUGCGGCUUCGAGGGUCUCCAGUCCGUCUGACCCGCGCCCCAGAAACACACGGCCAAGCGUCCGCCGCCUCGCCGUGGGGUCCUGGGACAGGGCUGCGCGUCUCCGACCCCGGAGCGGCCGAUUGGCCGGCUGCACGCACUUCCCUACGGACGCUGACCGCAGUUGGACUGCGCUUCAGGACUGAGGCAUGCUGGGAAAUAAGAUGUGACUGAUUUGCUGAUCGGACGCGGUUCACUCCGGACUACCGGCAAGACUGGGCAUGGGUCCAAAAGGAUACAGCUCUGUUCAGCCAUGGAUGCUGAUUGGGCAAGGCCACAGAUUCCUAUUUGCUGAUUGGGCAAGGCCAGAGACUCCUCUCUGCUGAUUGGGCAAGGCCGCAGACCCCUCUCUGCUGGUUGGAUAAAGCCACAGACUCCCCUUGCUGAUUGGAUAAGACUGCAGACUCCUCUCUGCUCAUUGGAUAAAGCCACAGACUCCCCUUGCUGAUUGGAUAAGACUGCAGACUCCUCUCUGGUGAUUGGGUAAGGACACAGACUCCCGCCCCAAUCAAGCUCCAAAAAUCAGUGCAUUGAACAGGAUUUUCACCAAGUGAAAGGUGACUUUUUACAAAGAUUUCACUUCAAUUACUCAUUUCUGAAAUGCUGCAUCUUCCGAGACUGCACUAGGACUGACUACCUUAUCAGCGGGCAUAAAUAUAACGAGGAGUAAUCUUUUUUCUUUUUCUUUUUUCUGUUCUUGACGUCACCGUGUCGUAUACCAAGUAUGUACUGUUACAUUCUGUUUGUGGUCCGAGUACUUCCGUCAUUGAGCAUAUUCUAUAUUAUGUAAAUUAUUUUUAUUGAAUAAAACUUUUUAUCCAUUCUACUGAAA